Molecule: messenger RNA, 3900 nt
Organism: Nannospalax galili (Upper Galilee mountains blind mole rat)
Lineage: Eukaryota; Metazoa; Chordata; Mammalia; Rodentia; Spalacidae
Gene: Clic6
Product: chloride intracellular channel 6
Exons: 6
Coding region: 281-2122 (613 amino acids)
Cellular component (GO): plasma membrane
Molecular function (GO): D3 dopamine receptor binding; D4 dopamine receptor binding; D2 dopamine receptor binding
Source: RefSeq, a predicted model, not a curated record
AGGUCUGGCACUACAAAGGACGCAGGGGACCGGCUGCCCUUUUCAGCCCUACACCGCUUUUCUGCGGCCCGCUCGUGUCAAGGCUGGAAUACGAUUGCGGAUUUGGAAGAAACACCAACCGAAGAGGAAGAGUCCAAAGACCUUAAGCCAGUGAGAAGGGACACAGCGUCUUGGGGCCGACUGGAAUUCACCCCAAGUGAAACCCUUCGCCCCCAGAGCCGGGAGCGGGCAUACUCCUGGAGGGGGCUCAGCAGGCCCCUGCCCCUAGCCCUUGAGCACCAUGGAAGAAGGGUGUCCCGCCAUGGCCGAGGUCGCGGAGCCCGAGGGGACCGCUCCGGAUCCCCAGGGGCCACCCAAGGGUGCUGCGAUUGAUGGAGAGGGACCGGGAGAGCCCCGGGCUGGCGACCCUGAGGGGCAGGAAGCCAGCGAGGGCGCUGCGGAGGCGCGGGGGGAUGAAGGGGCGGGCGCGGAGGCCACAGCCUCGGCGAAGGAGGAAGGAGGCGGCGGGCAGGACGGAGGGAUCGGGAACCAGCAGGCGCUGGACACGGGGGCCCGCCCCGGGACGGAGACGGAGGGCAGGAGCAGAGUUCAGGGCGAGGCGGAGGCGGCUGCGGAGCGCGACCCGGAGGGCGCCGGGGUCCGGCUGGGAGCUGAGGAGGCGGGCGGCGCUCAGCAGGUGUGCGAGCAGAGCUCGGGGGUAGGCGCGCACCGUGAGGUCCCGGGGGACGAUCGCGGGGAGCCGGGGGACCCUGUGGCUCUGGAGGCGCAGGAGGAGGCAGAGCCCAGGCCAGGGGCGCGGCAGGAGGCAGAGCCGGGGAUGGAGGAGCAGCAGGAGGCAGAGCCGGGGAUGGAGGCACAGGGAGGCGGCGCGUCCCCGGCGCAGAUCAGUAUAGAAGCCCAGGGACCCCCAGAGCAGGUCCAGGACGCCGAGGGACCCCCCGGAGGGGAGCACCCGCCAGAGGGUGAGCCCCAAGGCGGAGGAGAAAGCAGCCCGCAGCCCCAGGCGGAGGCGAUUGAGGUCCCAGCUGCGGAGAUCAGGGGACACAACUCCGAGGAUGCUGCAGGGGAAGUCGGAGCCCCGGGGACAGAAGGGUCCCCGGAAGCAGCUACUGAGGAGGAGAGGGUAGAGGCUAGCGAGAAUGGGGACCAGGGAGAGCCCCAGGAAGAGGCCGGGGAGCAAGGGCAGAGGCCAGAGCCUGGUUUGGAGGGACCCGGUGGGGAGGAGAUACAGGGGAAGUCCCCCGACGGCAGCCCGGAUGGAGAGGCGGCCGAAUCCAGGGAGGACGAGUCCCAGGCAGAGCUCAGCAACCACCUAGCGGAGCGCAGCUCCCGGGCCGGCAACCAGGAGGAGCGAGUGAACGGCCCCAGGGUGGACGGCGAGGCAUCAGAGGAAGGGGAUCCCGGGCAGGAGCAUGACAUCACCCUCUUCGUCAAGGCUGGUUACGAUGGUGAGAGCAUUGGAAAUUGCCCAUUUUCCCAGCGUCUCUUUAUGAUCCUCUGGCUAAAGGGUGUUAUAUUCAAUGUGACAACGGUGGAUCUGAAGAGGAAGCCUGCAGACCUUCAGAACCUAGCUCCCGGGACAAAUCCUCCUUUCAUGACUUUUGAUGGUGAAGUCAAGACAGAUGUGAAUAAGAUCGAGGAGUUCUUAGAGGAGAAGCUAGCUCCCCCAAGGUACCCUAAGCUAGGAACCCAACACCCUGAAUCUAACUCAGCAGGAAAUGAUGUUUUUGCCAAAUUUUCAGCAUUUAUUAAAAACACCAAGAAGGACACAAAUGAGAUUUAUGAAAAGAACCUGCUCCGGGCCCUGAAGAAGCUGGACAAUUACCUGAACAGCCCCCUGCCGGAUGAAAUAGAUGCAUAUAGCACCGAGGAUGUCACUGUUUCCGGAAGGAAGUUUCUGGAUGGGAAUGAGCUCACACUAGCCGACUGUAACCUCUUACCCAAGCUCCACAUUAUUAAGAUUGUAGCCAAGAAAUACAGAGAUUUUGAGUUUCCUUCUGAAAUGACUGGCAUCUGGAGAUACUUGAACAAUGCUUAUGCCCGGGAUGAGUUCACAAACACGUGUCCAGCCGACCAGGAGAUUGAGCAUGCCUAUUCAGACGUUGCAAAAAGAAUGAAGUGAAGUUGGGGUACUUUUUGUCUUAUUUCUCACUUGUGUGAGUGAGACUUCCAACACAGCAUUUUAAGUCUUUCCCCCAACAACAUCUUUUGGAAAAUAAUUGGUGACACUGUGACCCUCUAAAUCCCACCAUGUGACACAUGGCCUUACAGUUUGUCCACUCAUUCCUAUAUGUUUGUCUACCAAUAUAUGCACACCAGAUGUCUGGUCUAUGUUAAUUUAUAUCUUUGACAUCCAGUGAUACUGUAUUCCAUGAUAUUUAGAGUAUGGUUUUUAUAGUUUGUUUUAAAGCAAAUUGCUUUCAGUUCAAUUCCCUCAAUUUUUAAAAAAUUGUUUUUUCUUUGAUACUUUUCGUAAUCAUACAUUGCUUGCUUUUUUUUCUUAAAUUAUUAGUUUAAAAUGAAAGCGCCAUUUCUAUUCUUAUGAAAUGAUUCCUUAAAUCAGUAUUAGAUGGUAUAAAGAAGGAAGUAAAAAAAUUACCUAAAAUUUACUCUUUAAUUUCUGGUAACAUAUUGGUGAAUAUUUCUAGAGUAUGAAUGUGUGUAUACCUCUCACAUAACAUUUCAUUUAUAUAUGGUGUGGUAUUUGUUUAAAGGAUUGGUGAAGGGUCCUCCUGGUACCUUAAUGGUUAUCACAGAAGACCUAAAACAAACAUAAGAUUUGGCCCCACUGAGCUAGAAUGGGCACUUUUGGUCUGAUUUGAAAGGGGUGUGGAGUUGGUGGACCCUUCUGCAGAGCCACGAGGACCAGCAGGAAGCAGCCUGGUGGAUUCAAGGUUGCUAGCUUCUGCCUCUAGGAUGCUGCGGCCUCUGCAUCAAAGAGAGGCUGUGGAGAGUGCUUCUCUGUGCCUUUGGUUCCAGCUUCCUUUCUGGAACUUUCCCUUGCUCCCUCCCUGGGACGGGCGGGGUAUGUGCCUUCGGGGGUCUCCUCACCUCAGCUGCAGCCUCGAGAAUCUCCCCACCUUGCGUUGCAACCAACGUGAGCCUUGCAAUGAUUCCUUCCCACACCAAGUCUUCCGUGAAGGUGAUGUGGUUGGGGCUUGUCAGUCACGGCUGCACUGUUAUCUGUUUAUCUCAUUCUGAGACCAGGCGGGGAAAAUCCCAGGAAGAUCAAAUUCCAGAUUAAAACCCAGGAAACCCUUUUCUUGAGCAGUUCUGGUAAAUAGUUCUAGUGAGGAAGUGGAAAAGAUUGAGUCAAGGAGUUUCUGAUCUAUUUGUGGCUUUCCCUCCAUCAUCUCUGUGGCCAACCUGCAUCAUAGUAGGUCCCUGGGCCGGCUGCUGGACUCCAGUCCCAUGCACAGAUGACAGUUUGCUUAGAUGCUCUGUAAGACCGAUCAGGUUUAGUGUUUGACAGCCACACAUCUUACUGAAAGUGUUUCCUGUGGACUUGGUUGUUGCAUGUGGUGGAUGUUGGAGACCUCAUUUUUCAUGCAUGCAUCUGCUUGGUGGGUGAUUCAUCUGAGAGUACAAUGUAUUAACAGUACUGGUCCUAAGAUUUGGUAAAAAAAUGUAAGAAAACAAAGUAAUACAGUGUCCAACACCGCCCCCCCCCUUACAGGAUGCUGUGGUUUUAGCCUGGCAGCCUGCUUUCUACGUCACCCACACAUUUUGAGGGACUUUUGUCUAACCCGUGUCACCAUGGCCCACAUUAUUUUAUAUCUCUUUAGGAGUCGGAUUUCUAAAUCUACUUUAACAAUGUGGCAUUUAUACUUGGUACAUAGUAGACUGUCAGAUGUUAGCAAUGUUAACUUUGUACUUUUAGAUGUUAAAAUGAUCAUAAAC